GAAUCGCGGAGUGCACAUGUCCAGUCUGGUAAAUGAAGACUUGUCUCAGCAGCACGAUGAUUGGCCUGAUUGUACUCACACUCCUGGGGGCUGCAGCGGCAGCUCCUAUGGAUGACAGGAUCGUGGGGGGUUAUGAGUGUGAGGCUCACUCCCAGCCCUGGCAAGCCUCUCUUAACAUCGGCUACCACUUCUGUGGUGGCUCCCUCAUUAACGACCAGUGGAUCAUCUCUGCCGCCCACUGCUGGAUGAAUCCUUGGAGUCAGCUUGCCAUCCUGGGUGACCACCACAUCUGGGAGCACGAAGGAACGGAGCAGUACAUGUCUGUGGACGCCAUCUACUGGCACCAGAGCUAUGACUACCAGACCAUGGACCACGACAUUAUGCUGUUGAAGCUGGCACACCCUGUCACUCUCAACAAGUUUGUCAAGCCCAUCGCCCUGCCCACAGCCUGCCCCAAGGCCGGUGACAUGUGUGUGGUGUCUGGAUGGGGAAACAUCUACACCGACUCGGUGUUCAACCCAUUUAACCUGCAGUGUGUGAACAUCCCCAUCCUGUCUAAGAAGGCCUGUGAGGAGUCCUACCCUGGCCAGAUUACUGAUACCAUGGUGUGUGCYGGAUACCUGGAGGGAGGCAAGGACGCCUGUCAGGGUGACUCCGGCGGUCCCCUGGUAUGUAACGGAGAGCUGCAUGGCAUCGUGUCCUGGGGUGUUGGCUGUGCCCAGCCCAACUAUCCUGGUGUCUACACCAAGGUCUGUGCCCUGCUGCCCUGGAUCGAUGAGAUCAUCACCAACUACUAGCCUGUACCCUCCACACCAGAGUAGAGAGAGAGAGUGAGAGAGAGCUAGAGAGAGAGAGAGAGAGAGAGAGAGAGAGAGAGAGA
This is a messenger RNA of Salvelinus sp. IW2-2015, 880 nucleotides long. The record is from RefSeq and is a predicted model, not a curated record. Lineage: Eukaryota; Metazoa; Chordata; Actinopteri; Salmoniformes; Salmonidae.